Pocillopora meandrina is the source of this 16800-nucleotide messenger RNA. The record is from the annotation of a GenBank genome assembly. NCBI's taxonomy places the organism in Eukaryota, Metazoa, Cnidaria, Anthozoa, Scleractinia, Pocilloporidae.
AUGCUAGAGAAGCACAGGCACUUGUUGAUUAAGUUUAGGGGAGAAAUUGUGGAAGAUUUGUUAGUGGACGAUGUGCUUCCUUACCUACGGAGCAAGUUUGUGCUGGACUCUGAGGACGCUGAGGUCAUUCGAAAGGAGCUUACUUCCCGAAGGCAAGCAGAAAAGCUUCUGGACAUUCUUUCAUCGAAAGGAUAUAACACAUUUGAUCACUUUUUCGCUGUUCUUAAAGAGAAAUACCAACAUCUCGCGCAACUUUUAUCGAGUGAUGAGAGUAGCGAGGAUGAAAACGGGUUUAAUCAUGUCACGGAAGGUAUCGACUCACCACUACAAUGUAAGUAUAAAUCAAAGGGUUUUUUUGCCUUUCUUUUGGUGGAAAAAGCCAUUGUUGCUAGUUUCCUGUAUAACUUUUUAUUUCGACAUUGGUGCAGAUGGAACUCGUUUGAUUCUGACAAAGAUAAAUUUCGUAACAUAGCGAAUUUGUUGUGUUCGAUCCACCUUGGCCAAGGUACGUUUCUUACUGCUAGAGACAAGACAUGGCCCAUCAAACAUGUUGUUUUACUUCCGCUGCAUUUUUCAUAACCCAUUCUUUCUUCUGACUUCACGAUUCUCAAGCAGUUACUCUAAUGGAUUGUUGAAGGGUAAUGAAUGGUGCUUGACCCAAUAUCACGAACAUGUAAACAUAUGAUUUUCUUUUUCCUAAUAUUGUCCUCAUCUUUAGCAUCAUUAUUAGACGUUUUGGUGUGUAGUAUUGCUGAGAAUUUUCAUGACUUGUGUCGUAUUUUGACGAGCCCGUAGGGUGAGUCAAAAUACACACAACGAUUUUUUUUUCUGCUAAGUCUUUCUACUCAUUUCUCAUAAGGCGAGAAAAGCAAACCAGACAGAGAAGCAUAGCGGGCGCAGCCGACUAAUCAGUCUUUUUACAGUACAAAAUAACCAACUGUCCAAAUAACCGUACAGUAUCGCAGGAUAUUUGUACUCUAUUCGCGCGUUAUUAUUACAUUUCUUUGUGCAGUUGGAUAAUGAACAUGUUUAUUGUAUUGAUAUUUUAUCUCUUUUAUCGAGCUGCAUCCAGUAGAGUACAAAUAACAUGCGAAUCCGGUACAAAUAUUCUGUUAUUGCACAGUUAUAUGAACUAUGUGACAGUUAUGAGGAUAAUGAAUAACUGAUUAGAUGCUUUGGUAUGUUGUUUUGCUGAGUAUUUUUGCUUGUUGUUUGUCUUUUGAUUUGCCCUGUAGGCUCGUCAAAACAUGGCACAACUUGGCUCACCUUUUAAAAGAGAUAUUUUUUGCUAAUUAACUAGACAUCUUUAAAUACUAGUUAGUGACAAGUCACGCAAUGUACAUCUCAUUCCAGUGUCCAGACACUAACUCAGGGGCCCCCCUUGUUGUGGAUUCUAAAUUCUACUAUCCUAGGGGUUUAGCUGUGUGCCGAUACUCUCAAACACUGCUUGUUUCAGAGGCUCUUGUUGGCAACCACCUUGCUGAGUUGCAAAGAUUUACAACUGAAAUUGUUUUUAUUUCCAUAGUGCAAAUGAUGACUCAGGACCAUGCUAAUCUCCUUAUUGCCAACCGGGUGGAAAUUGUUGAAGAUCUCUUGGUUGAUGAUGUACUUAACUUUCUUCAGAGUAAAAUGGUAUUUGAUGUUCAUGAUACUGAACUAAUCAGAGCAGAAGUAACAUCAAGAAGACAGGCAGGGAAGCUGCUAGACUUGUUGGAGACUAAAAAUGAUGCAGCCUUUUAUCAUUUCCGUAAGGCAUUGGAAGAACCUUAUCCUCACUUGGUGGAAUAUUUGCAAGAAAAUGCUGCUGCUCCAAGGAAAGUAUCAAAAGCUAAAGAGUUAUCAGAGAGAGGUGUGUAGCAAAAAUUAUACAUCAAUUAAAGGAGAAAUAUGCUCUGGAAACUAUUAAUUUUUGUGUCUACCACAAAAAAAUGUUUAAAAUUAGGAUACAGAAUGUGCCUUGAGAUUUACAAUGGUAACCAGACCCCUUUGAAAAUUGUCUUAAAAUUUGACUAGGGACACAUUCAUUCUUUCUUAGUGCUGUGACUGAUUACCUGUCUCAAACCUCCAUUUUCAAUUUCAUAGAGAUCUAUUUAUCAAUACUAGGCAAUUUUACAGUUGUGUAUAUAGUUGCCAAGUGUUUGAUUUGGAGUGAGGCUGUAGGUGACCUUGUUGUGAUAGAGACCAGUAUCUAGUUAACUUAAUAACAAAGCAAUUUACAUUUGAUAAACAGCAAGGUUUGUAUCAUAACAAGGUUACCCUUAGCCUCACUCCGGUUCAAAGGCAUAGCAACCAAGUACACAACUGUAAAAUGGACUAUUAAGAAGACUACACUAGGGAGACACAGUGGCCUUAUGGUCAGUGCACUUGACUCCAGGUCAAAAGGUCUGGGUUCAAGACCUGGGUGGGUCAAUGUGUUGUUUUCUUGGACAAGACACUAACCUUGUCAGUGCCUCUCUCCACCUGGGAGUAUAAAUGGGUACUGGAAAAUUAUCAGGAAAGCCUAAUGAUAUUCUGGGGGAUAAAACUGUGAUGGACUAACUUCCCAUCCAGGGGGGGAAGCAGUAAUACUCCUAGUCACUAUGUGCAACUCUUUCACUAAAUGUUAUUUACAUUUUAGUUAUUAUAAUUUUCUAUCACUUUUUUUUGUUCACUUUGUUUUUGUUCAGUUGAAAAUGUCCUUCUAGAGGGUGGUGUGCCUCAGCAGCCAGCGAUUUUUGCCCACAGAGGAAGAGAUAUUCACAAAAUUCAUGUAGCAUUAAAGUCCCUAAAAGAGAGAGAUGGCUGGGUUAUUCUGCAUGGAAUGGCUGGCUGUGGAAAGACUGUCUUAGCCUCUGAAGCUCUUAGAAGUGCUGUUGUCUUGGAUGAGUGCUUCCCAGGUGGUGUUCACUGGAUACGAAUAGGCCCUGUAGAUCAACCUAAACUUCUCAUGCACAUGCAAAAUCUUUGUGCCAGACUUGAUUCUGAUCAUAAUCGACAACCUCCACGAAACACUGAAGAAGCUAAGGACAGGUUAAGGGUGCUCUUUGCCCACCAGCACCCUCGAUCAUUGCUAAUUCUUGAUGACCUUUGGGAUUCCUGUGAUGUGAAGUUCUUUGAUGUCCGUUGUCGUAUCAUGGUUACCACUCGUGAUGCAGCUAUCACAGACAUGGUGGGUGGGUCGAAAGCUAAAGUUCACAUUAGUGAGGGUUUUACAGAAGAUGAAUCACUUCAAAUUUUGGCUGAGUGGACAAAGCAGCUGCCCAAGACAAACCUCCCAGCUGAGGCAAAAGAAAUCUUUAAACUUACAAAUGGUUCUCCCCUAGCAAUAAGUAUGAUAGGUGCUCUGCUUCGAGAUCAUCCUACAAGAUGGGAAUAUUAUGUCAAACAACUGAAAAAGAAGAAUGUCAGUAAGCUUAAACCACAGUUUGAGUAUCAAUAUCCAACUUUGACAGAAGCAAUUCGCAUGAGCAUCAAUAACCUGCCUGAUGAACUAAGGGACAUUUAUGAAAGCUUCGCUGUGUUUCAUGAAGAUUGUAAAGUUCCUGCCCAGGUCCUCAUUAUACUGUGGAACGAGGAGGUAUGGUACCCACAACUUGAUUACAAGAAACACCUUUGCAUGUCUUACUUUAGAUACAUCUGAUAAUCAGUUGGUUUAUCUAGUAGUUGGUUAGCAAGUCCAUUUGUUAUAAUCCAUAAUUCAGUCAAUCAGUGAGUCAGUCAGUGAGUCAGUCAGUGAGCCAGUCAAUCAGUCAGUCAGUCAGUCAAUCAGAAAGUCAGUCAGUCAGUCAGACAGUCAGACAGGCAGUCAGUCAGUCAGACAGGUAGUCAGUCAGUCAGGCAGGCAGUCAUUCAGUUUUUUACUCAGUCAGUUGGUCAGGCAGUCAGUCAGUCAGUCAGUCAGGCAGUCAGUCAGUCAGGCAGGCAGUCAGUCACUCAGGUGGGCAGUCAGUCAGUGAGCCAGUCAAUCAGUCAGUCAGUCAGUCAAUCAGACAGUCAGUCAGUCAGUCAGACAGUCAGUCAGGCAGUCAGUCAGUUAGACAGGUAGUCAGUCAGUCAGGCAGGCAGUCAUUCAGUUUUUUACUCAGUCAGUUGGUCAGGCAGGCAGUCAGUCAGUCAGGCAGUCAGUCAUUCAGGUGGGCAGUCAGUCAGUUAGGCAGUCAGUCAGGCAGUCAGUCAGUUAUUCAGUCAGUCAGUCAGUCAGUCAGUUAGGCAGUCAUUCAAUUAUUCAGUUAGUCAGUAAGUCAGUCAGCUUUACUGUUUGUCUGUUUGACUUGCAAUUAAUUAUUUCAUUCCCCAGCUGCUUGGUUGGUUACUAAUUAUUAAAGCUAGAUCAGCUCAGAAAGCUUUCUCAUAAGUGAAAUAAAUAAUUUUAUAGUUUGAAGUUGUGGAAGACUGGAUGGAAGACUUGGUGAACAAAUCCUUGGCGAGAAGAACAGUGGAUUCAGAAGAUGCAAUUGGUACAUGGUACACUGUGCACAACUUGCAGCUAACUUUCCUUCAUGAACAGGCCACUAACCUGGAAGCUCUGCACAAGAAGCUGGUGGAUAGAUACAGAAAGGUUUAUAAGGGUAAGCUAUUGGUAGGCUAAUCUUUGGCAGAGCAGAGUUACAUAAUGCAUAUGACACAAUGCCCCUAGAAUGCAUUCAAUUGACUGUCGUAACAUCAAAACUAAGCAAAUUUCAACGUCUUAUCAAAAGAGGAUUAACAUUUCAUGAGGUCAGUGAAGAGUUUCAGGGGGGUAGUUAGGGGGGAAGUCCUCCGGUGCAAACCCUGCCCUUUGUAAAAGAUCCUAUCUUCUUUCUGUUAAACUUUUUAGGCAACUUUAGUGAGAUGAAAAAUGAUGGCUAUAUUCACCGGAAUCUUUUGCGACACAUGCUUAGAGCAGGUCUGAUAGAAGAGGCACAGCAACUUAUCAGAGAUCUAAAAUGGCUGGCUGCUAAACUAGAUGUCACUGGACCCGCUGAUCUACUGAAUGACUAUUUAGCAGUCAAAGGACACGAAGACAGCAAGGUAACUACACAGCACCAUAAAAAUGUUUCAAAUGACCAAAGAGUGGAAAUUGAUUUCAUGGCUCUAUAUCAAACAAAAUUAGUCCAGCUCGUUCAAGGAGUUUUUAUCAGUUGACUCUGCAUGUUUUUCCCUCGUUUAACCUUAAAUGUAAAAUUUUCUCUCCAGGAACUGAAAGUCAUCAAUGAUUUCCAUCAUUUUGUAAGUGUGAAUGCCCAUCGUUUUGUGGAGAAACCUCUUCCAGAUUUAAUCCAGAUGGGUCUUAGUGAAUCCAGAGACUCUGAAGUCUAUAAACAGGCAUAUGACAAAGCCGUUCAGCUGGGAGGGGAUGGCAAGUUUUAUCUUGAUUGGAGGUGAGAUAUGCUUGUCCUGUUCCAUAACAAGGGGCUAAGUUAAUUAUCAAUUUGUUGAUAUAAUCAACAUACCAGCAAUAAAAUUUAUGACAAGUUUAAUUUGUAAUGACUUAAUCAAACUCUUCUACUUACAAGAAAGAGGUUUUUGCUGAUUGAAUGAAAUGAACCUUCUAGAACUCCUUGCUCAUCUUGAUACAAUUAAUUACUGCAAUCGCAACAAAAUGUGUUCAAUGCUUUCUUUAUUUACAGAAUUUACAACAGAAUUUGAAAGGAGCUGAGCAAUCGUACUAACACAAUUAUUUGCCUCGGGCUCAAUGAACAUUGUUGAAUAAUCCCCUGGGCUUCAUCCUGGGGAUUAUUCACAAAUAUUUACUUUGCCUUUGGCAAAUAAUUGUUAAAUAUACUCUCAAACAACUGUCAUGCCCUGAAAUACUGGUUAGAUGCUGAUGGAAGACUGCCUUAUUAGGAAUUCUUUUUGUGCCUUCAUUGAACUAACAACCAGUCUUGAAAUAACUUAAUCAACUGUUUCCAUAGUAACCGUGCAGAAGAGUCUCAGGAUACACUUCUCAUAACAGUGAAAAUUCACCAAGGAGCAGUGUACUGUUGCAGUUUUUCACAGGAUGCAAGCAAAGUGGUGUCUUGUGGUGCUGACAAAACUGUAAAGGUAUUGCACUUUGAAUGACCUUGUAGCAUACAAUUUAUUACUGACACUAAAUGAGAUUUUUGGUUUCAACUGAAGCUAGUAACUCAAUGUUCUUAUUAGCAUCCAGUAAUUGCACAUUUUUGAAGAAAUGUGAAGUCUUUUGCUCUCUAAUUAGUUGAAGAAGGAGAUGUUUCCAGUUCAGUAGAUCAAACAAGCUUCAAAAGAUUGUCAGUAAGGAUAGCACUUUGAAUUCCUUUUAGGUUUGGGAGAGUCAAUCAGGCAAAGAGCUGCUGUCCAUGAUGGGCCAUACUGAUGUGGUAUACUGCUGUGCAUUCUCCACUAAUGAUGUCAGAAUUGUUUCAUGUUCUGCUGAUCACAGAGUCAAGGUUUGUCCAUUACUAUGGCUAAGUUAUUGGCUGGAAGUAUCUUGAAUUUGUAUUUUUUGUUUGGGCCCUUUGUGAAGAAAUACUCUGAUUCCAAUGUUGAAAGGUUAUUGUGCAUAACAGAUUAUAGAGAUGUGACUUUACAAUGUGGAACAUAUUUGCUACUCUCACUAGUAUUCAAUGAAUGAGGAUUUAGUAAUUAGAAUGGCACCUCUUAUUUGUAUCCUCUUUUGUAAAAGUGAUAUGUAACUCAAUCAUGUGCAGAAAAGAGAGCAGUCUAUCAAUUCCUCUUUAGAUUUGGGACAGCAGUAGCGGAAAAGAACUACUGACUUUCAAUGGCCACAACCAAGAAGUAUUCAAGUGCAUGUUUUCACCAGAUGACAAGAAAGUUGUUUCCUGCUCUGCUGACAAGACUGUCAAGGUACUGGUACCACUUUAAACCUUACACUCUAACAUCAGUAGGCAUAUUUUCCAUACUGAUUUUUUAUACAAUUCCUAAGGUGCUGACACCAAAUUGCUCUCAAAAUCAUGUUAUUACCUAUACUAAUUUAAUUAAAUAAAUGUCCUUCCAUUAUAAACUUCUGGCCCUCUUGACACUGUUUACAAAUUAAAGUAAAUGAUUGAAUAAAAGGUUUGGCUAAUUUUAAGAUGGCUUAGAGUGUGGUUUUGUCAAAAAGUGGCUAAACUUUGUUAAGAUAGCUGGCCCGAUAAGUUUAUUUAAUGAAUUCACUUAUACACACUUAGUGCACACUAUACACUUCAUUUAAAGAAUGAUUAUUAAUAAUUUAAAUAUUUUCAUAGACCCACAGGUAGUCUAGACUGAAUAUAGGCGGGAUAUGUUUUAACCAAUAAAUACAAUAUAAUAUAUCAAUUUGAAAAUGAAAGGGUAACUAAUCAUUAAAAAACUAAGUAACACAUCAAUACAUGGAAGCUCGUUUUACAACUCUUUGAGUUGAUAAGUUAAUAAAUCAAAAUUUAUAAAUGAAAUUUAGGCCGUGAUAUGUUAAUUAACAAAUUCGACUUGUUUCAUAAUUUCUAGAACAUAAAUAAAAAGUAAUGAUUUAUUGAUUGAUUGAGAUUGGCUAUGAUUUUGCAUCUGGACCCCAUCACAGAGCAAGUAAAGCAAAACCAAAGCAAUCCAGGAUCACUUUUGUUACUGAAUUUAAAACUGCACCUACUUAGACUUAUUCUUUUAACCCUGUAACUCCCAGAAGUGAUUAACUUGUAACUUCUCCUUAUAAUUUCCAUACAUCAUCCUGCAAACAGGUAUUGAGAAACCUCCAACUUAUCAGGUAGAAGUUAUCAUCUUGAUCUAACACUAAACUCACACUAACUCAUUUACAAGGAAACAUGUAGCAGCUAGAGGGGAGAAUUUACAAUCAGAUCUUGGGAGUUAAAGUGUUAAAUGACUCAACUGGUUGAUAUUCAAGUCAGUGUGUAGACCACCUUCAACUUUUGAUCAUUAUUUGAAUGGGUAAAUAUUUUAUUGCAUGGAAAUUUCAGGUGUGGAGUUGUGAAGAUGGCACAGAAUAUGUGAAUUUCACUGGUCAUGCAGAUAUUGUCCGCUGUUGUUGUUAUUCUCCUGAUGGUUCACAAAUUGUGUCUUGUUCUGAUGACACUCUUGUGAAGGUAUUGUGACACAAAAUGAUAUUAACCCCAAAUACUUACCUUUUUAACCCUUUAACAAUCAGUAGAAACUCAGGGCAGAGGAGGUUGUACAUUUUAGGGAAAACUUAUCAUAAAUCAAAUCAGUGAUGAGGAUUUCUGAGAAUGGUUUACAACAUAAUCAACCAUGUUCAGAUUUACAAGACGAUGUGGUUUGUAAUUUGUAAAUUGGUGGCUGUGGGGAGUUUCAGAUGUUUUGAGGGUCAGCCCCUCAUCAGAGCUCUGACAGCUUUAGAGAGUACAAAUAUAAAGUUCUAUGUGAAGAUUUCAUGAUGAUGGCUGUUACUAAGGGUGCUCUGUAAGGUAGCAACAAAUGUACCACAUUUGUUUUCAAUCAUUUGUAACAUAUGUGGUAAAUUGGAGUUGUGUUUUUUUUUUUUUUACCUUAUCAGGUCUGGGAUUCAACAUCAGGACAAGAGUUGUUUACCCUUGAAGGAGGAACAACUAGUGCUGUGACAUUUUGCUGUUUCAAACCAACUUCACACAGUAUAGUUGGUGUUUCAGAUACUGUUGCUAAGGUUAGAACACAAGAAAAAUAAUUUUUCAUGUCAGAUUUUGGUGGCUUUUGUGAGGUUCUCAUGAUUUGAAACCAGAAAAUGAAAAAUUAUUUCAAUAUGUCUUCAGCUCUCCAACUUGUUACAAAUAAGAUUUUGAUUUUCAAUCCAUAGUUUUCUUUUUCCAAUAUUCUUUGGGAACUCAAACUUGAAUUAUGGAAAGGAAACUAUUAAACAUCUUUUUUUCCUUUGCAUUUCCAUUUCUAUGUGGACCAAAUUCUUGCAGUUCCAGGGUUACUUUUUAUAUCAAAAUUGUAGAGUUCCCUUUGAAAAGGCAAGCAAGAUUUUAAAUCUACCCACUGGGAUUAACAAAAUUUUAUUUCUUUGCUAGAUUUGGGACUCAAAAACUGGUGAAGAAUUAAAGACCCUUUAUGCAUCUUCCACCCCUCUCUCACUGGCAUAUUCACAGGAUGAUAGUAUCUUAGCGGUGGGUCUGUCAGACACAACUGUACAGGUAGGCUUUCAAUCUCACAUAUUCAUUUAUGAACACGUCCUACAAUUUCAUGAGCCUCUUAAAAUUUUUUUUGAAACUUUGAUGGAAUUCUUAAAAUCCUUUAUAAACCAUAUUAAACACAACUAGACACACUUAACCCUUUGACUCCCAGAAGUGAUUAACAUGUAACUUCUCCCUAUAAUAUCCAAACAUUAUUCAGCAAAUAGGUUAUGAGAAUACUCAAACUUAUCAGGUUAAAGUUGUUAUCUUGAUCUAAUGCUAAAUUCUCACAACUAAUUUAGAAGGAAAUGUUUGGCAGCUUGAGAGGAGAAUUAACGAUCAGAUCUUGGGAGUUAAAGGAUUAUGUUUGACUUAUUUGGAAUUAUAAACAUGAUUAUUGUAACAAUCACAUCUCAAUUAUGAGACAUUUUGUCAGUGAAAUCUCUGUCACCUAUCACAGAUAUGUUAACCAAAAGAUUAAUGUUAUUUGUACUCUUUGCAGCUGUGGAAUACAGUCAAUGAAGGAAGCAUAGGUGUGUACCGAGGCCACUCAGGCUGGGUUCACUGUGUUGCCCUGUCACAGGAUGCCAGCAAGUUGGUUUCAUCCUCUGAUGAUGAAACUGUCAAGGUAAAGCACUACGAAGCUCAAAAAUGCAGUAUUUUUAAAGGUUAGUGUGAUUUUUUAAUAAUCCCAAAUUUCGAUUUUUCUCUCAACUGUAGAUCUGGAAAGUUGACAACACCAAUGUUCAAGAGUGUAUGAAACUCAGAAUGGUGUUUGAUGUGAUGUUUAGAGGGGAUUCCCUGACUAUUGCCAUUACAGACACAUCCAACAGGCUGAUGGUAAGUAGUAGCUGGUUACCGAAAAAGAAUGGUAAUUCUAAAAGUUGGAAUGGUGGAAUGACAGAAUGGUAGAAUGGUGAAAAGUUGAAACAAAUCCUAAAAGACAGAACUGUAAAUAGUGCACACAUCCUGCUAAAGGAUAGAGGGUUUUCCAAUACACCCAAACCGUUGCAAAUUGUCAAAGGCAGUUGACAAAUCGUCAAACUGGAAGUCGAUUCGCCAAGUGAUGUUGUAUAUAUACUGGAGGUCUGAGAAACCAUCUCUUAGGAUUUGAAAAGGCAUACCGGAUGUCAAUUUGCAAGAGAAAGAAAAUAUUCCAUAAGUGUCUGCAAUAGGGGGUUGAAAAUGUUGUUGAAUCGACACAAAUUGACUCAAAUUGAACAACUCAUCGCAACAAAUGACAACCUGUCAUACUGGAUGUCAAUUUGCAAGACACUUAAAAAAUAUUCUACAAGUGUCUGUGAAGGGGGGUUGUAGAUGUUGUCGAAUUGACAUGAUUCAACUCGAAUCGAAGGACUCAUCACAAUAAAUGAUGACCCGUCAUACUGGAUGUUGAUUUGCAAGACACUGCAAAUUGACAUCUGGUAUGACGGAUCGUCAUUUGCUGUGAUGAGUUGUUCGAUUCGAGUUGAAUCAUGUCAAAUCAUCAACAUUUGCUACACUGUAUAGUUUUUAAUAUUCUGAUGAUAGACUUCUGGUUGUUUCAUGCUUUAAGAAUGUGGAAGGUUCAUGUUGUCAUGUUCUCAUACCAUGUGACUCAUUUUCACUCAUUGCUCACAUGUGUACCCCUCAACUUCCGGUAUGUUAAUUCACGAUUCAACUUCUGGCAUACCAUGGUAAUUUCACAUAUUGCUUACGCCUCUCGACUUGUGGUAUGUUAAUGCAUGAUUUGACAUCCGGUGUGAUGAUUUGUCAAGGACUGUAGACAAAUUGCAACAGUUUGGGUGUAUUGGACAUGUAUGAAAGGAUAAAGACAGCCAGCCAAUAUGCAGUCAAAAUAUACAUGAAAAGCAUGCAGAUGUAAACAAUUUAGUUAAAAUGGCUCCAUUAAAUUUUUCUUUUACUGUGGUUAUGGCUGUAAAUAAGAAACAAGUGCAUUCCUCUAGAUGCAGAUCUUCUGUGUCACAAUACACAUUUUAAGCAAACUAACUAAAGAUAACUUUUUGUGGAUUGGUUUAAUUUACCGGUACACUGAAGGUAAACUCAUGGAGGGGAAAAGGUUUCAAUUGGUAAGCUUUUUUUUUAGAUUGCACCCCCUUUUCCCUAUAUUUUUUAGAUCUCAGUCACUUACGUACAUGACCAGAAGUCUGCUAUGACAUUGUACCAAAGGAAAUUAUUUGGCUGUCUUUAUCCUUUGGCAGGGUGUGUAUAAUAUUUAUAGUUCCGCCCUUAGGAUUUGGAGUGAUUUCAUGCCAUUCUCUCUUUUAUGAUUUGGGGUAAAUUUCCACCAUUCUGAUCAUUCUGCCAUUCUUUCAUUCCUCUGUUUUGGUUUUAAGGUUCCUUGACAUAGGUCAUGAUAUUACACAGGUCCAAUAUAGAUCUUACAUAAGUCGCCCAGUAUUGUUAUGUGCAGUUGUAAGCAGUUGUACUAUUUUUUGGUCCGUUUACUACGCUUUACCAAGCAGUGAGAUUCUUCCUUUCCUGAUGCUUGUAAUGGGUAAAAUCCAGCUAAGUUUUUAAAGUUAAAGAAUGUGGUUUGCUUCCUGACGUUGUGUGAAGUGACAAGAAAUCUCUAAAACCUUUGUAUUUUGUUACUAUUAUGCUGAGACUUAUUAGAAAUGAUUUUUUACCUCUCCUUUUAGAUAUUUGAAGGUGAAAACACCAAACUGUUGUCACAAAGUGUAGUUAACCAAAUAAAAAUCACAAGCAUUAGUUUUAACAGUGAUGGAAGUCUAGUCGCUACUGGCUUUGAUGAUGGAUGUAUAAAGGUAAGCAUAUUUGUACAUGAAAUGUUACUCUGAUUCAGAGGUCACUGAACUGUAGAUCCAAACUCAAAAGAUUUAGCCAUGAAAGUGUUUUACUUUGUAAGAAGUUUGGUGCUUAUCAAUUUGAGAUCACUUGACUUUAGAGUGCAGGAUUCUGAAAUAUUUGCCUCCUUUCACCUUUUAGAUUUUAGAGAAGUUAACAUGCAAAACAAUCCAAGAAUUCAAAGACCAUUGUGAUCGCGUUAGGUGGUGUGCAUUCAACAAGGGCUCUGAACUUUUAGUGUCAGUUUCAGAAGACAGCACUGCCAAGGUAUACUUACAGCAUUAUAUUUUUAGUUUGCUAAUUUGUCACUUGAGUCCCCCAAGGAUAUCUUGCAAUUGAUAGCGGUAACUAUGAAGCAUUAUGCAAUUCAGUAGGGCAUUGCUCUUAAAAUUCCAGUUCCAAAGGAGCCAAUAUCUGUAUUAACCCUUAACUCUGGGAAGAGGGUAAAGAUAAUACUCAGACUUAUCAGGUUAAAUUCAUUUGUUAUCUUGAUCCAACACCUAAUUCUUGUAACUAAUUUACUAGGAAUUUUGCGGCAGCUAAAGGAGGGAAUGAACAGUCAGAUCUUGAGAGUGAAUGGGUUAUAUCAGUGGUACCAACAAAUUUUAAAUUAAAAGAUUAUUCUUGUUAAUUGAACAAUAAUUUGCUCUACCAGUGGAGGUUUUCCUUCUUUAAAUUCUUUGAGCAGCCUAUUUUCUUCUGCCUUGUCUGUCAUGUGAGUCAAAAAUUGAAUCAUCAACACAGUAAUCAUCAGUAAGCUUGUUCCUCUUCUUCCGAGUCAUUAGGCCUGUAGUUGCACACAUUUACAUUACAAUCUGACAUUACUGUGCAAUUCACUGAGCAUCAGAUUAGAAUUGAUUAACUGAAAAUUUAUCCCAAAUGAAGGUUUACAACUGUGUGGAGGGUACUUUGGCAUUCUCUUUGGAAGGUCAUAUUGCAAGGAUACAGAGAUGUAUGUUCUUCCAUCACAACCAACAGCUGGUGCUUACAGCUUCUCAGGAUGGGUCUCUUAAGGUAUUUUGUUAUUAGGAAAUAAAUUCAAUAGUCAUAUUGCUGUACAGUGAGGUUCCAUUGUCUGAAGGCCCUAGAUAUUGUGGGCUUUCCUUUAUUAAGAACUUUCUUCACAUUCAGAGAUGAAAAUGUUUUGUUGUAACAUUUUAAAUUUGUAAAAAUCAUCAUCAUAACAAAGACUCGCGGCCAAAAUUUUUUUAAAGUUGCCAUUUGGUAUGCUUAAUUGGUGAAUGGUUUUUAGCAAAUAUGUUAGUGAACUCACAGAUAAUUGGCUUCCACAGUUUUCCCUUGUCAAAACUACAAUCUCACUAACUUUUCUCAAGAAUAAAAAAAAGGAAAGGAAAUUCUGUGCAAUUGGUUACCAGCUAAUGUUAGCCUCAAUUUACUUAAGAUUUUGACCCUAAACACUUUGUAAUCAAACUGUUACAGCCUGCUACAUGAGUGCUAAACACAGGUCUUCCAAAUAAGUGCCUUUGGUAAAAUCUAGUUUCAGUUUUUUUCCCCUUGUUAGUCAAAAAUGUUGCAGUCUGGAGCUCUGCCUUCAACUUAGAAAUCAGAGAGAGUGUUGUCACCAUCACCCCAGCCCUGCUUUUUUUGACCCUUUAACUCCCAAUAGUGACCAAGACUAGUGAUGAGAAUAAAGAAAAACAUCAACAAGGGGAUUAUUAGCUGUUCCAAUACUAAAUUCUCCAAACUAACAUCAUAAGAAUUGUAUGGCAGACAGUAAGGAGAAUUACUAAUGAGAUCUUUGGAGUGAAUUGUUGGUCCCUGAAUGAAGGCAUUGUCUAUCAUGCACUGUUAAAAGUAAUUCAUUCAUAUCAAACUUAAUGUGUCUCAAUUCAUUUUGUAGGUUUGGAAUGUACAGAGUGGAUCUCUACAGUUUUCAUGUCAACACAGCAGUGAAGAGUAUGUUCUCUCCUGUGAUGUUUCUCAAGAUGACAAGAAAUUAUUGUCAGCUUCAGUGGAUAAAUAUGCUAAGGUAAUCAAACCCUGUCUCUUCCUUCUAUAAUUGGCAGGAAGGCAUACAGGUACUUGUGACAAGUGAAUUAUGAUGUUGUGAUCAUUGAUGAGGGCAGGCAUGAAUCAACUAUUAUGCAUAGAAACUGAGAGCAAAAAAUUUUAGUAUCUUAAUUCAAAAUAAAAGAGCCUCUAACUACCAGUACAUAAAAUUGUUUAACUGCUAGAAAGUUCUAAAAUUAGUCAAAAAUAAGUUUUAAUUCCCAAUAUUUCAGCUGAGAACUCCAGCCUUUAUCAGGGUAAAUUGAGCAGGAAAAAUUUACAGAAAGCACAAAUUAUGAUGAGAAAUGCAAACUCAAACAAUUGUUACUAAUAAGUUGUGUCCAUUAGCACCUAAGUCAAAUACUUGUGUGAUCAAUAAAUGCCAUUUUCGUGAUUGAGCAGAUUCCUGCAAAUGUCAAAAUAUAUCUAAAAAAAAGUCUGUCUAUUCAGUUUAUUUUUUUCAGUACAAUGUUAAGCUACAUAUGUUGCUUGCUAUCUAUCACAGAGUAGAUAAUGAGUAGUAUUAAGCCAAUCAAAUAGCAUCAUUUCUGAUAGAAUACUUUUAGGUUAACCAUAAUAAAUGAAAUAACUUUUUUCAAUAUGUGUUAUAUAUUAAUUAGGUUUGGGAUUCUUCCACCGGAGAGCUUUGUUGCUCUUUUGGGCCACACCCUGAUGUUGUGAGGUCUGCGUCAUUUUCACAAGACAACAAGUUUAUCUGCACAGGCUGCGAUGAUGGAACUGUCAGAGUGAGUUCUUGCAUUUUGUAAAACAAUACUAUUACCAUCUCUUGCAAACUUCUUAAAAUAUUUGAUAUGAAGCAGAUUGUUUUAGAAUAUACAUGUCAAUGCAAUAUCUUCUCAUUUUAUAGGUAUGGAAUAUGUGUGAUGGUAACAAAGAACUUGCUGUUUGCAGUAAACAUGAUGCUUGGGUUGCCAACUGUUGGUUUUCAAGCAACAGUGACCUGUUGGUAUCUGUCAGCAACAAUAUAAAGGUACUUCACUGUAAACUUCAUAUUUUUGUUAUUUAUUAACUUUGAUUCUAUUCAGCAAUCAGAUUAUGAGCUCAAUAUGUCCACUGGGUGACAGCUGACGAGGGCACAGCCUGAAUCAACUAUCAAACAUCAAAAUGAAGAUAAACAAUCUAAUUAUUUGAGUUUAAAUUUAUGAGUGGUUUGAAACCUCACAAGACAGGCUCAUGUAAUUGUGGGAUUUAGUUUACAACUGCACAAUGUUAAUCAACCCUUUAAGCCCAAAGAGUGAGUGGUGUCUUACUUCUCCUUACAUUAUCACUGUUGAAUCAAACAUUAAGGUCAUGAGAAUAAGGGACAUGAUCACCCAUAAGAGAAGCUCUUGAUUAUUAAACAAAUUCUCUUUGUAGGCACUGUAGGAAAUGUAUGGAGAAAAGUAUGGAGAAUAUGCAUACUCGACUUACAUACUUGUUUAAAAAUCUGUAUUAGUUUUGACGUUAGGGUGCUUACUAUCUAUCUCAGACUACAAGUAUCACAGAGAAGCGAGUAGCAAGUAGCAUGGCAAAUCAAUUUGCUGCAUGUUUGAUAGAAUGCCUAUAAAUUAAUACUAAUAAAACUUAGUUGGUUAGAUCGUGGGAAUUUUUGAAACUUUAAAUUUCAAUGAUUAUUUUUAUGGUUCAAUUCUGUUCCAUUCUUCUCACUCUUUCUUGCAGAUUAAUUCCAAAAACUCACUUUCUAUUCUUUCUCUUUUAAUUUAGUGGUGGAAAAGAGAUGGAACACUUUGUCAACAAUUUAACCUCAAAGGAACCCAAGCCAAAAGUAUCUACAUCUCUCCAGAUUUCUCCACUUUUGUAUCAGUGGACAACAUAGGGACAAUUUAUGUACUCAAAAGAAUCACAUAGGAGCUGACUAGAUACAUGUUACAACUUCCAGCAAGUGAACCAAGGUAGCGCAGUGGUACAGAAUGGACAGAUUUUGCACUUCAGGGAAAUUAGAUUGAUUGUAAAUCUUUUCGUUGUUGAUGUAUGCCUGUGGAUGUUGAAAGUGGUAUGCAAGUAACAGAGUCUGGUCCCAAACUGACUUUUUGAGAUCCAAAAAAAAUCUGAGGUUACAAGAACAUUUUUGAAGAGAUUUAGGUUGCACCUAACUGUAAUAGAUUUUAAAUGUAUCUAUUACUUAUAAUGUUAUUGUUUAGAGAAUUCAGAUUUAAAAGUUUUUUCAAUGUUUUCAAAACAUGAUUCUAUUCCUCAUGGCAACUCAGAAUUUUUUUCUUUGUCCCAUGCUUAUGACAAGGUGAUAAAACAUCUUUCUCUAUUUCUUAACCAAGCUUAACAACAAUAAUUCUAUUCAUAAGGCCAUUGCAUGUAACUUUUGUUAGAAGUUUACACCACAAAACUUAGUCAGUGCAUUCAGGUUAGGGUUAGUUUUAAAAGUCAGUAUUAGUUUUGAUUUAAAAUUAAUGCUGUCUGCAUUUCAGGCACCAGAUGGUGAGGUGUUUGUAAAAUCUUGAUGAUAGUUUUGCUAGUGUGUUAGCAAAGUUCAGACUUUUCAAAUUGCAGAAUGACAGAAUUAUUGUAAGGCUACAAAUAAAUCAGAUAGAAUAGACAUUGGAAACUCCUUUGCAUUCUUAGCCAAGUUCUACUUUUUUGUAAAAUAACUACCAAAAGCCUAAGUUUGCCUUUAUCAAGCUGAAAAAUAGAGGUGGAAAAAUCAAAGCAAAAAGAAAUUUACAAUAACAUACUUAAGAAUUUCAGGGAAAAAGCAUAUACCAGUAAAUGAAAAAUUAGUGUUGGAAGAUCCCCUUUAGCUUAAAUAUUUUUUUAAGGAUGGCAUGUGCGGUUUUGAUCCUUGUACUUCUACUGGUCUCUUUUUUACGCUUGAAGCUUUCAAACUGUUGCACUCAUAAAUUCUGCAAUAAUUUUUUUUGUACAAGCAAAUGCCAUUGCUCUCACUUUGUUGCCGUGUUAAAUUGCACUUACCAACGAGAGGUGUAUGCAU